Molecule: messenger RNA, 1835 nt
Organism: Labeo rohita (rohu)
Lineage: Eukaryota; Metazoa; Chordata; Actinopteri; Cypriniformes; Cyprinidae
Gene: rs1b
Product: retinoschisin 1b
Exons: 6
Coding region: 77-853 (258 amino acids)
Source: RefSeq, a predicted model, not a curated record
AUCAGGACUAUUAUUGGAUGUAUGGAGUCAGUGGAUUACAGUAAUCCAGAGCACACUGAACGCUGCCGCUCAUAGCAUGCUAGAUCUGCUCUUCAAGAUGGACACGAAGAUCCUCAGUGUGUUUCUGCUGCUGUUCACUCAAGUUUUCAUUGGCGUAAAUGCACAGGGGGAGUUAGAGAUGCCGUGGCCUUAUGAAGAUGAGGACGAAGUGAGUGUGAAGGAAGUGGUGGAGAAUCAAACGCCGACGGGCUGCAACUGUGACUGUCAGGAGGCAAAACCCACCGGAACACCAGCGACCUGGACCUCCAUCAGCACCACGCCAUCCACACGCAGCCCCUAUCUGGACUGCAUGCCAGAGUGUCCCUACCAUAAACCACUGGGGUUCGAAUCUGGAUUGGUGAUGGCGGAGCAGCUUACCUGUUCAAACCAGGAUCAGUACGUAGGCUGGUUCUCCUCAUGGACCCCAAAUAAAGCCAGACUGAACAGUCAGGGGUUUGGCUGUGCUUGGCUGUCCAAAUUCCAGGACGCGAAUCAGUGGCUUCAGAUUGACCUCCAGGAGGUGAGGGUGGUCUCAGGUAUCAUGACUCAGGGCCGCUGUGAUGCUGACGAAUGGACAACGAAAUACAGUUUGCAAUUCCGAACCCAAGACAACCUCAACUGGAUCUAUUACAAAGACCAGACCGGGAAUAACAGGGUGUUUUAUGGAAACACAGACCGAUCCUCUACGGUCCAGAACCUGCUUCGUCCACCCAUCGUGGCGCGAUACCUGCGGAUCCUUCCUCUGGGGUGGCACACACGCAUCGCCCUACGCCUGGAGCUGCUCAUGUGCAUGAACAAAUGCAUAAUAAGUUAAGAACAGCUUUAGGAAACUGGUCUCAGAUCAGUAGGUAACAGGCAAUUUCAAAUAAUACCAUACAAGUGUAGCUUCUGUAUGUACAAAAUAAAACAAAUAACCAUUUUUGGUGUAAAACAAGACCUCCUGAAAGAGCAAUAGUCUUUUUUUUGCUUUCUGAAAUAAGAAUUAAAUAACUGCAAUAUUGACUCAAUAACUGAGUCAGAAAACAUCUGAACAGCCAUUGAGCGUUUGAGUCAACUAAAAAUAUUCUUAAAUUAACGUUAAGUAACUUAAAAUUUUAAGUUGACUAAACUAAUGCAGGGUUACCAAUUAUGUUUAAGUCAAAACAACGUUUUUAUUUUUUACAGUGUAGUGGCUGUUUCUGACUCACCACUACAACCAAAAUAAACCAUUAUCAUCUAAUAAAUGGCUCUAAAUAUAACCAGAAGUGGACUCACACACUGGUGUUAAUGUAAUUCACACGUUUUUUAAAAACUCCAUGUUAGAGACAUUAGCAAUUCAGUUAACAGAUGAAGAGACUCAGUGUUGUUUAUCAGGUAUAAAACAAAAUGGAAGAAUACAAUUCUGUUUUAAAAUUGCUGACUGCCCAGCUAACAAUCUUUGGUUCCCGGAGUGUACUGUAUAGGUUGUUUUUAGGUUAUUACAAUGUUCUGUGAAGGCUUGUUUAUAGUUUUUAAAAAUAAUUCCUAAAAAUAAACAUUAGCAAACAUUCAGUAUAGACUCACUUUAUGUUAACAAAAACUUUCCUGCAACAUUCUGAAAAGGUUAGCUUAUGGUUUUAAAAAUAAAAUGUAAAAAUAAUCAUUAAACAACAUUCCGUAUAGGUUUUCUUUAGGUUAUUACAAAAACCAAAAAUAUUCUUUUAAAAAAUAAAACCUAGAAAUAAGCAUUUGACAAUGUUCUGUAUAGGUUUUUAAAAAAAAUAUUUUAAUUUGUGUUCUAGAAAGGUUAGUUAUUAAUUAAUUAAUUAAUAAAAAAA